CGCCGCCCUGCGCGGGAUGUAGCGGCCGGUGAGCGCGGCGGGGCUGGGGCGGCCGGGGGGGGUUAAGGGGAGCCGGAGGGGCCUGGCAGGGCCUGGCGCGGGGCGCCGCCGUCGGUUCGUGGCGCCCGGUUCACAGUGCACAGCAGCAGAAGGACGCGAAGCAACCGGCACCGGCUGCCCUCGGCCACCAGGAUCGACCCCGCCGCCAUGGCGUCCCGCAAGGCCUCCGCCGCCGGGCAGAGCAGCGGGCUGACCGCCACCGGCCGGGACCGAGCCCACCUGGAGCUGGCUGAGCUGGGGCCGCUGCUGGAGGAGAAGGGCGAGCCAGGGGCCACCGGGCUGGCCAGCGCUGAAGAUCCGCCAUGCCCAGUGGCCCGUGAGGAAGAGGAGGAGGUGGUCCGUGUGCUGACUCUACCCCUGCAAGCUCAUCACGCCAUGGAGAAGAUGGAGGAGUUUGUGUAUAAGGUGUGGGAGGGGCGCUGGCGUGUGAUCCCCUACGACGUGCUGCCUGACUGGCUGAAGGACAACGAUUACCUCCUGCACGGACACCGGCCUCCCAUGCCAUCCUUCAGAGCCUGCUUCAAGAGCAUCUUCCGAAUACACACCGAGACUGGCAACAUCUGGACACACUUGCUAGGUUUUGUUUUGUUCCUCUGCCUGGGGAUCCUGACCAUGCUGCGGCCCAACAUGUACUUCAUGGCUCCUCUCCAGGAGAAGGUGGUGUUCGGCAUGUUCUUCCUGGGAGCGGUGCUGUGCCUCAGCUUCUCCUGGCUUUUCCACACUGUCUACUGUCACUCAGAGAAGGUCUCACGGACUUUUUCGAAGUUGGAUUAUUCAGGAAUUGCACUGCUGAUCAUGGGGAGCUUCGUCCCGUGGCUCUACUACUCGUUCUACUGCUCCCCGCAGCCAAGACUCAUCUACCUCUCCAUCGUCUGUGUCCUGGGUAUCUCUGCCAUCAUUGUUGCCCAGUGGGACCGGUUUGCCACCCCCAAGCACAGGCAGACAAGAGCAGGUGUCUUCCUGGGGCUGGGGCUGAGCGGCGUGGUGCCCACCAUGCACUUUACCAUCGCCGAGGGGUUUGUGAAAGCCACCACCGUUGGCCAGAUGGGCUGGUUCUUCCUUAUGGCUGUGAUGUACAUCACAGGAGCGGGGUUAUAUGCCGCCCGCAUUCCUGAGCGCUUCUUCCCGGGCAAGUUCGAUAUCUGGUUCCAGUCGCAUCAAAUCUUCCAUGUGCUUGUGGUGGCUGCAGCCUUUGUCCACUUCUACGGGGUGUCCAACCUGCAGGAGUUCCGCUACGGCCUGGAAGGGGGGUGCACAGAUGACUCUCUCCUCUGAGAGCGCCAGAUUUUAGUACAAGCUUCCCAAGUGCUUUUUAAACUCUUGUCUUUGCUAAAAUCAGAGGAAGGCUCAAAACUGUUUGGAGUUGUUUGUUUUGUGGGUUUUUUUUUAAGAAAAAAACAAAAACAAAAAUGAAACAGAAAAAUCUGUUAGCGAAGUCAUUGACCAAAUCCUCGCCCCCUCCCCAUGCACUUUGUGGGGCCGAGGGGAGGCCGCACAGGCCCUGGCAGCCUCGCCUCCUUCAGACAGCACCUGCGCUGCACCAGGGUGCCUGGGCCUUCCCAGGCAGGGCCAAGUCCUGAAAGCGAUGGGUGCGGGUGCCCUGCUCCUGGCACAGCCGAGCACCCCUUUUCCAAGCUUGCUGCUGGAGCGAGCGGAACUGCGCGCUCCUAGGGCCAGAGAUUCCUGCAGAGCUGGGGGCAGCUCUGCAGCACCCAGUGCUGCCGCCCAGGGCACAGGCGUAGAUUCAUGUAACUUAAGUUUUAAUUGUCUCUGUUUGUUUGUUUCCUUGACAAAGUAAUGUAAACAGAAAUGAGAGAAUAUUUAAUAUUUAAUACUAAGCUUUAAAGAGACCCGCUGCCUGCGCAGCGCCCUCGGCGCCUUGGCUGUCUGUGACAGAGGGGCAGAGCGGUCGGGGAAUGUAGAGCUGCUGUAGCCGAUUGAAAUAAAAGGUCGAUAGUUCAGUGUCAUGGGGUGGUGUCCGUCUCGUUUUUGGGUUGUGGGUGGCUUCAGGGGAGCAGGCUCCCUGUGUGUCCCCUCAAGGGCCAUCAGCGCUGAGCAGCAGCAGGAAUCCCCCUGCCACAGCAGUGAGGCUGGACAGCCCCAACAGUGAAAUGACCUGUGGGAAACACCGGUAUUGCGGUGGGGCAGGAAACCCUUCCUUGGGUGCACAGAGGGAUCUGCUGCCUUCCCUCUUGGCUCGGCAAAGGGCUCGCAGCCAGUCUGGGACGAUGAGUGAAGGGCUGAGGAGGGCAGGAGGCUUCUGUUGGAGUGUGCGAGUGACCAUCCAGAGCAGAUCAAGGGCAAUUAGAGGGAAGAGUGGAGCAGAACAAAGCAGCCUGGGCAGCCGGAGAAUGGUACCUUGCAGGAGGGCGAGGGAGGAGUGUCUGGCAGCACCACUGCAUCCCUGGCCACAGCUGGUCACCAGUGGCAUGUGUCCCUGUGGCUGUGUGGCCUUCUUGAGGUGUCUGGAUGUGGCCUGGCUUUGGGGACCACAGAGGCAGCAGCCCCCGGGGUGAGGAGCAGAGGGUUCCUGGUCUGCAGAUCCACCUGCUCCCAGUCAGCCCGUCCCACCCUGGCCAGAGAGGUAUGAGUGCUACAGGCUGCAGCUUAAACAUAGCCAGGAAAGGAUUCAGCUGAGUUCUUGCCCCUUCCAGCUCACCCCCAAGGGCAGCUCGCUGGUUUGAGGUUUGGGCUGGAGAACAAAUUCUGUGCUCUGCUCAUAGUGCAGCCUGGAACAAUGACCAAGGGCUCGAAUCCUGUGAAGAGCACAGGAAAAUGUGGUGACAAGCAUGCAGUUUUGGAUUGGGAGGGGAGGCUCUGCAGUGUAAUUCCCUUUCCAGAGCUCGCUCACUCCCCUGCACUGGGACCUCAGCUGACAAUAGGAGUGCGCGCUGGCUGGGUGACACACAAGAACUUGUCCCAACAGUUCCCCCAGGGAUGCAGCAAAGCCAGACAGGCUUUCACACAGGUCUUGGCAUAGAGUCAUUAAACCGCUUGGUUGGACAAGACCCUGGAAAUCUCAUCCAGGUCAUAGCAGCGCUGGGGCACAGCCCCACAGAGCUCCGGGCACCCUGGGGGCCCGUGUUUUGCCCUAAGGGGUGUGGGUAGUGCCAGGGCCUGAGGGUAUCAGAGCCAGCUGGGGACGGAGCAACCGGGCUGGUGGCACAGGGUGGGGAUUUGGUUCUCCCCCAGCGGCGAGAGCAGCUCCCGGGAUGCUGGGUAUGGCCUCGGGAGAACAGCUGAGAACCACGUUAAUUCUCCUUAGACAAAACUGCUCUCAAUAUUAAGUACUCUUCUUGAAAAUCCCAUUUUACCAACAAGACCCUUCCAUCUCUCAGUGUUUCAGCACAAUGCAAAGAUCUUCAUAGCUGAAAAGGAAGCUCUCCCUCUUGGCCACAGAGCCACCUCCUGGCAUCAUUUGCUGGCAGCAUGAAAACCAGCUGGAUGAGCUGAGAGCGCGUAUGUACUUCUCUGACAGGGAGGGCUCUUGAUCAAGGAGUGCAGGGAUAGGAUGAGGUGGGAUGGUUUUAACUGAAAGAGGACAGAUGGGGAUGAGAUCUUAGGGAGAAAUGUUCUCCUGCAAGGGUGGGGAGGCCCUGGCCCAGGUUGCCCAGAGCCUUCUGACCCGAACCAUUCCACGAGUUUGAUUUCUCCACCAGUGAGGGCUGAGCUGCAGUUUGUUGCUCGGUCUGGAUUCACUGGAGGGUGGGGACUUUAUAAAUUGAAUGGAAUUUUAAGAAAAUACUUAGGGCUUUUCUCUUGUUUCUCUUUUUCACCAUAGCUGGGUUAUGGCUGGGCCAGUCUAUAUUUUACCAAUCUGCUUAACCCUUUCC
Molecule: messenger RNA, 3893 nt
Organism: Cuculus canorus (common cuckoo)
Lineage: Eukaryota; Metazoa; Chordata; Aves; Cuculiformes; Cuculidae
Gene: ADIPOR1
Product: adiponectin receptor 1
Exons: 8
Coding region: 208-1335 (375 amino acids)
Biological process (GO): adiponectin-activated signaling pathway
Cellular component (GO): plasma membrane
Molecular function (GO): signaling receptor activity
Source: RefSeq, a predicted model, not a curated record